Orcinus orca (killer whale) is the source of this 8576-nucleotide messenger RNA. RefSeq names its product FA complementation group A (gene FANCA). Gene Ontology annotation, biological process: regulation of regulatory T cell differentiation; interstrand cross-link repair. Bases 1687 to 5265 code for a protein of 1192 amino acids. The record is from RefSeq and is a predicted model, not a curated record. The transcript has 31 exons. Gene Ontology annotation, cellular component: Fanconi anaemia nuclear complex. NCBI's taxonomy places the organism in Eukaryota, Metazoa, Chordata, Mammalia, Artiodactyla, Delphinidae.
GGCUGUGAUGGGGUCUAGACUCACCGACUUACUUGUUUCCCUCCUGCCGUCGGUCUUGCUGGCUUCACACUCGACCCCCAGAGCAGCAGAGGUGGCCAGUUGAAUGGUUCAUUAGGGAAGCAUUUUCUUGCCUACAUAUUGUGCUUGAUUUUCAAGGCUUAAGUCUGGCACCACUGAGACACUUGGGAUCUUGCAGGGCUUGUGCGUCGGGGGGUUCGGGGGCCUAGGAGGCCUGUGAUGGCAAGGUGUCCGUUACCUGACUUGCCCAGAAGCAGUUGGUCGGGGCUGUUGAUGAUGGACGGUGAUGCUGUGCUGAUGUCUCUUUUCUGCCUCAGCCGCGCUCGAAGCUUUGGCGGCCGGGAUACAGGAGGGGUCCGCAGCACACAAGGCAGUGAGCUGCUGGUAAGUUCUGGGGGUGGGCCUGCCGGCUGAGUGGUCCCAGGAAUUCUGGUCGCCCCCGAAGGCCCAGUGAUCCUUUGCCAUUGUGGUGACAUCGGGAGCUGGAAAGCACUAGAAGUCCUCUGAAGAUGAGGCCCUUCCUGUGGGAACCAUGCCACCUCCGGGUCUGAGGGGAGGGGGUCUGAGGGGUCCCAGCCAGGGAGACCUUGCCCGUCAUGCCUGCCCCCGCAGGACCCUCCGCUUGCUCUCCUUGGUUCUGUGGAGGCGCAUCCAGGUACUUGGGGACUGAACGCUGGGGUGUCGGGUUUGCUUCAGAGUAACAUGGGGUGAGGCCACCUGGACCUUGGCUCUGUCCUGGGAACCCAGGAGAUUUCCCAGCAUUUCCAGGCUUUGUCACUCUUUCCAUUUUUCCAUUAUUUUGCUCCUGAUUACCUCUUCUCCACGAUUACUUUAAUCGUCCUCAAACCUGCUGGGUGAGUACUUUACUCAUCAGCAUAUAAAACACUGCUCUGUUCUAUGUUUUAUGCAUUUUCACGAUGUGCUGAGUCCGUGCUCAGACUUGUCCCGAGAGUCAGAUCACGACUUUUCACGAUUUUUAUUUAGUUGCCAGCACUUAGAGUCAGACGUCCCCUCCCAGUCUGGGUGGCCAUCCUGCCUGGAGCCUCCGCACUGCACGUGUGACAUGGGCAGUUCACGUGGCUGCCAGGGCCCCGGAUUCUCUCCCCUGAGGGGUCAGGUGGGGCUGAUCAUGACACCCCGCUGUCGGCCCCGGUCUCCCUUUGUCCCUCCUGACCUGUCAGUGACAUCCUGCUCCCUCUUCUUUUCUUGCUUCUCCUGUCGGGAGAAGGACGUCCUUGGCUCCGGGUGGGGUUGAGAGCCUCCAUGUGCCGGGGCAGGAUCAGGUGCUCAGUGGGAACCAUGGCCCUGCCACCUCUGGUUCCCAUUUCACAGAUGGGGAGACUGAGGCUUUGUGACUGUGCUGGGUCUGGGUCCAGCCACUGGCUGUCGUCACCGUGGCCUCCGUCACCUCCUGCGAGGCCCAGCCUCCUGUGACCUCACUCUGGCCUUCUAGCUUCUCCAUGUGACAGCAGCUCCAUUGCCUUUGAUUCUGUUCUGUUGAAGCGACGCUCCCCUGGAUUCCAUUUCCAUCUGCGGCACCGCAGCCUGGCUGCAGGCCUGGCUGGGGAGGCGUGGGCAGGGCCAGCCUGUGAGCCUGUGAGCCUGAGCUGGGGGUCUGGAGUCGGGGGCCUGCAGGUCCCUGGCUGCUUUGCCAGCGAGCCACUCCUCAUGCGUGAGGUGUCGCUGUCAGGUGCUGACACUGUUGAGUGGCGGAAACCUGCAGGGGUCUCCUCCCCUGAGAUCCUCUGCUGCUUCUGCAGGUUCGGUGUGUUCAGUGGACACAUGUAUGGAAGUAUAAUUUCAACCGAGUCUCCAAAGAGGUUCUUCUGUCACACUCUGACCCAGAUCCUUACCCACAAGCCUGUGCUGAAAGUUUCCGACGCUGUUCAGAUGCAGAGAGAGUGGAGCUUUGCAAGGACCCCGCCUCUGCUCAGUGGCCUAUACCGUAGGCUCUUCGUGACCCUGAGCCCAGAGGAGCUGGUGGGCCACUUGCAAGAGGCUCUGGAGACACAGGAGGUGAACUGGCAGCACGUGCUGUCCUGCGUGUCCACACUGGUGAUCUGCUUGCCAGACGCACAGCAGCUCGUUGAUGGUUGGGUGUCGCGUUUGCUGACUCAUGCGUUCGAGAGCUGUGACCUGGACAGCAUGGUCUUGGCGUUCCUGGUUGCACGGCAGGCUGCGCUGGAGGGCCCAGCUGCCUUCCCGUCCUAUGCCGCCUGGUUCCAGGCCACCUUCGGGAGCGCAAGGGGCUUCCACGGCUCCAGCAAGAAGGCGCUGGUCUUCCUCUUCAAGUUCCUGUCUGACCUCGUGCCCUUCGAGGCCCCCCGGUACCUGCAGGUGCACAUCCUCCACCCGCCACUGGUUCCCAGCAAGUACCGCAGCCUCCUCACCGACUACGUGGCGCUGGCCAGGACGCGCCUGGCCGACCUCAAGGUUUCUGUAGAAAACAUGGGGCUCUAUGAGGAUUUGUCUUCAGCUGGGGACAUCACGGAGCCCCGCUGCCAAGCGGCCCAGGAUGUUGAGAAGGCCAUCAUGGUGUUUGAACACACGGGGAAGAUUCCCGCCGCCGUCCUGGAGGCCAGCAUAUUCCGGAGGUCCUACUACCUGUCCCACUUUCUCCCCGCCCUGCUCACACCGCGAGUGGUCAGUACACGUCGCCGUGAACGUGGGGCUGGGUCGGCAGAGAGCGGGGUCCCUGUCGGCGUCUCACCCAAGUCCUGUCUUCCCUCUCAGCUCCCGAGGGUCCCUGAUUCCCGGGCCGCUCUCAUAGAGUCCCUGAGGAGAGCAGAUAAAAUUCCCCCCACCUUAUACUCCACCUACCGCCAAGCCUGCUCCACUGUCAGAGAGAAGAAGCCAGAAGAUGCAGCCUCGCAAAGGGAGGUGGAGCCCAGCUGUAAGGAGGAGCCGCUGGGUCUGCUCACAACUGCCCUGCGAGAGCUCAGGGCCUCAGUGACAGAUCCCACCCAGCGUGACGCGUUGUUGGCUCAGAUGGCAGUGAUCUCUGAACAGCUCCGCUCCGCCCUGGGCCUCGGCGAGGAUGACAGCGACUUCGAGGGGGCCCCGGUUCAGCUCAGCGUCCGGGCCCCCAAGCUGCAGCCGUGGGAGCAGAGGGUCGUGGACCUCCUGCUGACGUCUUUCUGUCAGAACCUCAUGGCGGCCUCCAGCGUUGCCCCACCAGACAGGCAGGGCCCCUGGGCCGCCCACUUCGUGAGGACCCUGUGCAGACGCAGGCUCCUGCCGGCUCUGCUCAGCCGGCUCUGCCAACUGCUCCAUCACCAGGGCCCGAGCCUGAGUGCCUCACAUGUGGUGGGGUUGGCUGCCCUGGCCGUCCACCUCGGCGAGUCCAGGUCUGCCCUCCCGGAGGUGCAUGUGGGCCCUCCCACCCCUGCCAGGGGCCUGCCCGUCCCCGAGCUCUUCGACAUCCUCCUGCCCUGUAGGACCCAGGAGUCCUCAGCCCUGUGUCUGAAAUUUUGUACAGCGGCAAUUUCUUAUGCUUUGUGUAAGUUUUCUUCCCAGUCACGUGACAUCUCGUACAGCUGUUUGUCUCCAGGCCUUAUAAAAAAGUUCCAGUUCAUGGUGUUCAGAUGGUUCUCAGAGGCCCGAGACCCUCCCUCUUGGGAAGACCCGGCCAGCUCUCCCUGGCGGCCCCUGUGCCUGCCCUCCGUGGACUGGCAGCGAGCCGCUCUCUGCCUGUGGAGGCAGAGGACCUUGCGGGAACUGCUGAAGCAGGAGGGACUCCAUUUGACUUACAGAGACUGGUUACAGCUGGAACUGGAAAUUCAGCCUGAAGUUGAUUCUCUUUCAGAUACAGAAAGGCAGGACUUCCACCAGUGGGCCAUCCACCAGCACUUCCUCCCCGCGCCCUCUGCCACCGGGGGCUGCGAUGGAGACCUGGAAGUCGCCUGUGCCACGCUUGUCGACGUGCUCAUGGACUUCUGCCAAAGUUCAAGGAGUUAUGAUCACUCAGAGAAUUCUGAUUUGGUUCUUGGUGGCUGCACAGGAAAUCGCGAUAUUUUUUCCAGAUUGCAGGAGAUGGCUGCUGGCCUGGAGCAGGGCCCAGCGCGCCUCGGCCAUGCUGCUCCCCGGGGCCACUUCCUCUUUGGAGUUUUCUGCAGACGCCUCCAGGCCCUGGCUCGAGGGUGGGACGUGGCCAGCCGCCUGCAGCGACAGCAGGAGCUGCUCAUGUGCAAACGCAUCCUCCUCGGCCUGCCCCCCUCUGUGCUUGUCGGCAGCCCCCGCUUGGAGCAGCUGGCCGCCCCCGACUGCGAUGACUUCUUCCACUUGGUCAACUCGGAGCUGAGAAACUUCUCCCACGACGGCGCCCUGACCCACGACAUCACGGCCCACUUCUUCAGGGGGCUCCUCAACGCCUGUUUACGAAGCAGAGACCCCUCCCUGGCAGCCGACCUGACCCUGACUGCCUGCCAGACCCAGUGCCCCUUGCUUCUGACCUCUGCUCUGCUGUGGUGGCCGCACCUGGAGCCCGAGCUUCACCGCCACUGGAGGAGAUGCUCCCAGAGCCCGCUGCCUGCAGAGCUGCGGAGGCUGCAGGAGGCCCGGCACUUUGCCGGGAGCGUCCUCUCCCCCCUUGCGGCACCCCCCACACCUGGCCCGGCCUGGCUCUGCGCGGCUGCCCUGCACUUCAUGAUUCGACAGGCCGGGAAGGAGAGCAUCCGGCGGGAGCUGGGGCAGCUGGACGGCCAAGGAGAGGAGGCCGCUGGCUCCCUGAAGCCUCUGGACGUCUGUGCCGAGGUCCUGGGGUGUCUGCAGAGGAAGAGGAUUUCCUGGCUGCCGCUCUUUCAGUUGACGGAGACGGAUGCCGGCCUGGGGCGCACCCUCCUCCGCCUGGCCCCCGACCACCACGUCAGGCUGCUGCCGGUCGCCUUCUACAGCCUCCUGUCCUACUUUGACGAGGACGCCCUCCUCCAGGAAGACGCCUUCCUGCACGUUGCUGUUAACAUGUACCUGAAGCUCGUGGGCCUCUUCGUGGCUGGGGAGACUGGUGCGGUUUCGACUCUGGCCCACAGUGGGGACCUCCAGGCCCAGGGCGACCCCGUAAGCCUGAUUACAAACGCUCGUCUUUUUCUGCUGCAGUCGAUACCUCGGUGCCCGAAAAGGAGCUUCUCAGACGUGGCAGAGCUGCUGGGUGCGAGUGCAGACUGUGACCCGGAAGUGCGUGCCGCCCUCCUCAGCAGGCAGCAGGCCAUGCUGGACCCUGACCUCUACCAGGAGCCCCGACUCUUCUGACAGGAUCUGUGCAGGGCAUAGCCCAACUCCUCGGUAAAUAAUUUAUUACAAGCGUUAACGUGGAGCUCUCCGUUGCCCUGAAAAGUGGGUUACAAAACCUCGACUGCAUUAGUGGGGAAGAGGAAUCAUUUCUUUGAAGUCUGCCUCUGGCCCCAAGUCACUCUGUUUAUAGAAGAAACUGCCGGUCCCAGAGCAGAAGCCACAAGGCCCCGUGAGCUGUGUGCUGAGCCCCUGCCACCCAGCACACGGGGUGGAGGCUCGUCGGGGUGCAGAGCUGUGCCGUCAGGCCUGAACCCCCAUCACUGCCCACUGAGCUCGGGGGCGGGCGUGCCCUCAGGUAGGCUCAGCCUUCACGGCCUGCCCCGCUGCGGGCCCAGGCGGGGGCUCCGGGGCCUUGUCCGGGGUCUGCGUCAGGGGGUGCACCAUGGACAUGUGCACGUUGAGGUUGUGAGCCUUCUCGAACCGCCGGCCACACUGGUCGCAGGCAAAGUCCAGCUCCGUCUCGGCCUUGUGCUUGGUCAUGUGGUACUUCAGGGAUGCCCGCUGCCGGCACUGGAACCCGCAGACUUCGCACCUGGGGGCCGGGGGCAGGUGAGCCAGGGCACCGCUGGUGGGAGAACCCCCCCCAACCCCCCACCCCACUUACUGCAGGGGCUUGGCUCCUGAGUGGCGCAUCUGGUGGACCAGGAGGUGCUUCCGCUGCUUGAAGGUCUGCCCACACUCGUCACAGAUAUAGUUCCGCACCUCUGGGGACCAGAGAGGCAGUGACCACAGGCCCUGACACCCUCCCCUCGGUGCCCAAGUGCCUUACAGGUGCCACAGCUCUGAUACAGAGCCCUCCGGGUCGCCUGAAAUUGUCACCUGGCUGCAGCUUCCUCUCCAACUACUGUGUACAUUUCACCUGGAGCCUGUUUUCUUGCCCUUUAGGCCGAUUUCCUUGAGCACAAAUUUUUAGAGGAAGCCAAAUCAGCAAGGUUGCAUAGAUGACUGAUGACAGCUGCUGCUACUCUAAGACCCACCGCCACGCUGGGCCCUCUGCAGGGUACCCACUGCAAAGGCAAUCUUAACGCUCUUGAACAGAACUUGAACCGUCACGCCCCACGCCAGUGGUUCCACUGCAGGCCGUGCCAGUGGGGCAGCUGCCACACGCUUCCCGCCCCACGUCACUGCACGUCCCACUGCUCAUCUACCAGUACCUGAACCAGCCUCCCAGGCAGGCUCCUCCCUCACUAGGGGCAACCGUCCCCAUAGCACACAUCUAGCCUCUUUUGUGUUAAAAACAAAAACUGCUUGUGGUCACGACCACUGGCAUCCAGACUGAGAACAGCUUGACCCAACCCAAGAGAAUUACUGUGUUUGUUAGAGACACAGACAAGAACACUUGGAGCAAAAAAACACAAGGAAAACUGUUUCGCUGUGGAACCAACAAGUAAAUGUGCGCCAACAAUUAAACGGUCAACUCUGAGUGAAGUAACUCAUUUUUACAAAGUUCAAAACAAGAAAAACUCUCUCUUAGGCAUAGACACAGAUGGAACAAAUCUAUCUAGAAGGGGGUGCGGUCUGGGAGAGCUGCCUUCUGUGCAGAAGCAGCGACGACGCGCACCAGGCACGUAAGAGUCCAAGGUAUGAACGCAUGUUCAGAGAGAGAAGGGGGCGCUGGGCCUCACGUGCUGGUGGUGGUGAUGACCAGGGCAGGGCACUGUCUUCACUGUGCUUCCUCCCCCAGUUUCUACAACGGAUGCGGGUCACUUGUAAUCCAAAAAGCACACGUCAUCUUCUUAAAGUAGUGAUUUAAAAAGACACGACAGUAAACCCACAGAGAGGCACCAGGAUUCUUCGGCGCCGGUUUCCCAGGAGGCAGCCCUGUCCACGGGGGCGGGUGGGGGGGACGCACCUGUGUGGAUGAGCUUGACGUGGCGCUGCAGGUAGCGGUCGAUCAUGAACACCUUGUUGCAGCCGGGGUGCGGGCAGGGCCUCUCCCGGACCUCCUCGUGGUGCUCCUUGACGUGCUUCUGCGGGAGGGACUGGGGACCUGAGUGCCUCGGCCUGGCGGACACCCCUGGUCACAGCACGUGCCUCCCUCCCACAGGCCCCGCUCAGCACCCUCCUCUCCCCAGAGGAACAGAUCCCAGCACUGCAGGCCUGUCCAGCCUCCCCCCCAUCCUCACGGGCCGGGGCCCUCACCUUCAUGCCGUCAGCCCCACGGUACACGGCCGUGCAGCCCUGGUGAGGACACUUGUAGAUGGUGGGCAGCUCCUCCCUGCAAUGCAGAGCACACGUGGAGCUGCGGCCCCGACGGGCUGCGUGGCCCCGACGGGCUGCGCGGCCCCGGCCCCUCACCUCUCACAGCGCGGCUUGCCCUUCCAGCCCGGCUUGGGCCCAGGUUUCUUUCGAAUUUUUGGUUCUUCUGACUUCUUGGCUUCUUUGCUUUCACUGUUCUUACCAGAGAUCCUGGGGGAAAAAGAGGACACCAGUCAGUGAUGUUUCUGAUUGUUUGCAUAUGCACUGCGGGAGGUGGGUCUCCUCGGGCCUCCAGGGCUAACCUGCUUCAGUCCCCGUGCUGACUGGCUGGCCCUCAAAUUGACCCUUGGCCGCCAAAGCUAGAACAGCUCUUCGGGGAGGUGGAGGCGCUGCACUGCCCCCUCGGGACACAGGAGUGGGCCUUCAUGACAACUUUCACUCCCUGUCUGAAAUAUCAACACCAUAAUUUUGGAGACAGCAUGGAAAAAGGUGGGGCAGGGGAGACUCGGGGGUCAGUCCCUCAACAAAACUAUCGUUAAGCUAGAAAAGAUCAGGAUCCACUCUUCUGGAACCUGCUGGGAGACUCACGGCAGCCAGGAGAGAGCUCUGCGCCCACUGCCGUCCCCCACUCCACAGCCCCUGGGCAGCGGGGACCUUGUCCUCCACACAUGGGGUCAUGCAUUUCAGCCAGUCUCGCAGGCCCCAGAGGACCAGGCCAGACACAGUAACUUCCCCCCGCCCUGUGGUGUCCUUCAAAGACUUAAAGAUACAUGCACACUUUUCUUUCUAGAUCCAGGAGUUUAAGGAAAUCUGUCAGGAAUAGAAGGAAACUUCUAGGGCCAUAGCAACAAGCCCACAGCUGACACCAUGCUCGGUUGUCAAAGACUGGAAGCUUUUCCUCUGAGAUCAGGAACAGAGAGAGAGGGGGUGGUGGGCCUCACGUGCUGUUGGCAGUGAUGACCAAGCAAGAACAAGACAAAGAUGCUCAUUUUCACCACUUCUCAACAGAACACUGGAAGUCCUAGCCACAGCAAGUAGGCAAAAAAAAAAAAAAAAAAAAAAAAAGAAAA